UAUCCCUGAAACUCUUCACCGCUGCAUUGGAAGACGUUUUCAAGCUACUGGCUGGAAAGGAUACGGUAUUGACGUCAAUGGCGAGUAAACCACUCACUUUCGAUUUGCCGACGAUAUAGUUCUUAUGGCAGAAUCGCUGGAGUACCUAAGCGCUAUGCUCAAUGAUCUCUCAUGGUCUCCCAACGGAUAGGUCUUAAGAUGAACAUGUACAAAACAAAAAUCAUGUUUAACGCCCAUGUCACACCUAUACCGGUAGUUGUUGGGAGCACUAAGCUCGAAGUUGUUGACGAAUAUGUUUACCUGGGACAAAUAGUCCGACUAGGUAAGUCCAACUUCGACCGAGAGGUCAAUCGACGUAUUCAAAUCGGCUGGGCAGCGUUCGGGAGAUUACGACACAUCUUCUCGUUAGACAUACCUCAAAACUAGAUUGUUCAACCAGUGCUGCCCUAUGGAACUGAGACGUGGUCUUUCACUGCUGGCCGUAUGAGGAAGCUCAAAGCCGCUCAGCGAGCUAUGGAGAGGGCUAUGCUCGGGGUUUCUCUGGGUGAUAGACUUAAAAAUGAGGAUAUCUGCAGUAGAACCAGAGUAACCGACAUAGCCUAAAGAAUUAGUAUGCUGAAGUGACAAUGGGCCGGUCAUAUAGCUUAAAGAACUGACAACCGAUGGGGAAGAAAGGUUCUCGAGUGGCAGCUUCGUACCUGCAGGCGAAGUGUAGGGCGUCCCCACGCUAGAUUGAGUGACGACCUGGUAAGACGUGUAGAAAGUCAAUGGGUGCAGGUGGCUCGGGACCGUGCUUUGUGGCUUUCCUUGGGGGAGGCCUAUGUUCAGCAGUGGACUUGUGUCUGGCUGUAAUAAUAAUAAUAAUAUGGAAUCAACUUAUUUGCCUACCGAACGACCCUUACGAAUGUAUACGAAUGUACGUGCGCAGUAAAAUCUGUUAAAAUAAUGCAUUAACACACAUUUUGAAAUUAAAAAUAUAUCUUUUGAUAAAAAGACAGAUUGUUUGAGAUUUUUUUUUAAUUAAAUUUCUUGACCAUUUGCUUAUAUUAUUUAUUCUGAACCUUCUCUGCUUUGGACGGUUAUUACAAAAUAACCCUGUAUACAGGCCCGCGGCUGUGCGAAGGCCAUUCUUUUAUUACUGAGAGAGUUACGUAAAUGUACAUAUAUUAUACUAGCUUAGUUUCUGGAUGGUCUGGACAAUUAUUGGGUACAAUAGGUGAAUAAAGUGGAAACGUAUGAGAUAUAAUAUAUAGGAAGAUGUUGCCGCUCAUCGUCUGGUUUGUUUUCUCCUGUUAACUCUUACGUCACCCACGGGGUGAUAUGCGGGAGUGGAUACCGCAAUUAAACGAUCAACUAUUACGGUUCUUCUUCUUCAUCAGCUGGUAAAAGUCUACCGCUAAACGGAGGAACAGUUUCGUUACAAGAAGGAUUGCCUUAUUCAUCAAACUUUGCUAUUGACAAUCGCAGUACCAGACGUCUCGCAUCUUUGUCACUGCUGCCCGUCAUUGUUCCUGAAUUUAGCGUAAUCUUGACGUAAAAGAGAUGACUAGAAAGUCAUUUAUAGCAAUUUUCGCCGUGAUUUUUGUGGCAUUUCCUGUAGAUAGAUAAAUAUAUAGACAAUACUUUAUUGCACACACCAAAACACAAAGUUAGAGACAAAAACAUACAAAAUGUUAAAAAGUUCAAUAAGCGUUCUUACAGUCUUACGUAUAGAGUCGCCUCUUGAGGUGACGGAUUAUCUUACGCACGGCCUGCCAAUGUUUGAUGUGCAUUAAAAUUUCAGAUUCAACAAAACGGAAGAGAAUGUGGAAAUAAAAGAACUAGUGAUAGAGAUGACAACACAUCGUCUCCACUACAAUACCUCUCUCCAAUGCGACGAUAUCGUUUACUAUCCAACAUCGUUCAAAAACAACAAAUUCCCAGUAAGGCCGAAGAAUUUUACUUUCGAAGAAACUUCUAAACAAGAAGCUGGAAGUUCUAUUAGAAACAGCGUUGAAAUAAAUAUGAAAGGAAGAAAAGAGCACAUAACGUACAAACUAAACGCACCUCAAACUGAUUUGGUCGCAUUUGGCGUCUGGGGUAGAAUUUAUAAUAAAGAUGUAAAUCAUAAUAAACCACCAACAGAAGACGAUUUGCAGAACUAUUUGGAGAUAGAAGACUGGAUUUAUAAGAAAGAAAAGAACCAGGAUUAAUCUUUUAGACUAAGCGACAAGACUGAGAGUAGAACAGAGCUUUAGUCAAAUCUUAUUUAAUUUACAAUAAAAUAAGUGUAACAACAUACGAGUAUUUCUGUAGUACAUAUUGGUCAUCAAUUUCAAAAUAAGUUGUGCUUAGGAAAUAAUUCAGUUUAAUUACAUAUAUUUUUUUAUAAAUUCGUAUAUUGUCUUUAUUCUAUAAUAAAGUUAAUAAUUAGUCUGUUAACACUUAACUGUGCUGUGAAUAUAUUAUAUACCUUUAACAAGUUCUGAAGAUCGUUCCUGAUUAUUAAGAUUUUUAAUUAGCUAUUAUUAUUAUAACAGAACUAAACUAGUUGGUAGGACUUCUUUUCUGACUAAUAGUUCAUUAGUUUGGGUACCCCACCUUUUUACCUUUAUUAUAAAAAAUAGCGGAGCUUGCACUACUGUGUUCUCUUCUGAAAGAUAUAGAUUUGGGGAAGAAUAGAUCCAACUUAAUCACAGUGUGGGCAAAAGUUCGAGGAAAAUAUGUUAAUUCGAGCUAAGUGAGCAAGAGUUAUAUGGUGACCGAACCGCAGUUGAUUUAUUCAUUUCUUUUUCUAACAACUUCAAAAAGGAGAUGGUACUCAAUUCGACUGUCUGUUUUUUUAAUGCGUGUAACUUCAUAACUUUUUACUGAGUGUACCGAUUUCGAUGAUUCUUUUUUCAUUUGAAAGAAAGCAUGUGGUCCAAUAUAAAUUUGAUUAAGGUCUGACCAAUAGUUUUUAAAUUAUUCUUGAUAAUUUAUAUUGAAGUCGGUUGUACAAAAUUUUUAAUUUUAAAUUAUCAUUCGCAGAUAUUUAUAGUCAUGACUUGCUUUUUUCAACUUAACUUUACAGGUAUUUCGUACUGGAUACCUUCUCCCACAUAUCUUUCCAUAAUAAACGGAUAUUCUUUCUUAUUUCGGCGACAGUCAGUAAAAGGAAAUAGGUAAAAUAUGGUUUACAUCAAGUGAUUAUUCCUUCACAUGCAGUCUUAUCGGCGAUUUAAAGGAUAUAUUCACAGUAUAAUUAUUGGCUUUGAGGCGUUCCGUCUUAGUCAUCAGAGGCGACAAUGCAUCUGUAGUCUUCUCUGUUUUAAGUUGGUUACUGGUUUUCAUGGAAUGCAGUAGUUAACUACCAUGGAGGUGACUGUAAGUUGGUCUGUUACUUUAAUUAAAAAAAAACAGUUUGAACUAGUCUGUCACACUAAUGAAAUAAAAUAAUUGUUUAUGAAUUAUUAAAUGGCAAUGGAUUUUUAUUCGUCCGGUUUAAUAUUUCUUCUCCUUUAUUACUAUUUCGCCUGGGAUGAUCGUUAAUCACAGUACCAGACUUGACCUUGACGAUUAUGCCCGUCGUCUGCCUGGGUCACAGAUUACCCUCGAACUGUGGUCUGGGUAUUUGAUAUGUAGCGAUUAGAUUUUGAUAUCGUUUAGAUGAUAUACCGCCAUUAAUCGAAAACCAUAAGAUUUCUCUGGCAUUAUCUAUAGUUGCCUCUUACGACACUCUCUUGCCGAAAUGAGGUUAUGGAUUCUCUUGUUCCGCCACGGUUUAAAAUAUUAUAAGAUUAGAUGUUGAAAUUUUCAGAGAAUGUAGCAGCUAGGGGGUAAGAU
This is a messenger RNA of Parnassius mnemosyne (clouded apollo), 3804 nucleotides long. NCBI's taxonomy places the organism in Eukaryota, Metazoa, Arthropoda, Insecta, Lepidoptera, Papilionidae. The record is from the annotation of a GenBank genome assembly.